GGCCGUUUCGAGGAUAGCGUGGAGUCUCGCCGCUUUUACAUGCCUGCCCCUGCCGCCCCAACGCUGCCGUUGCAUCUAUAUAAGCCCGGCCUCCCUCCCUCGAACGACCACGCACUCUUCUCUUCCACUUUUCCCUCUUCCCGUCCCAGGGCGCCUAGUGUGCACUGCCUCCCCCCCUCCUUUUUUUUUCCCUCAAGAUGCCGCGUUAUCCGGACAUGCUCCUUUUCCAGCACGGCGCCAUCUCCACCUUCCUCGCUUCGCCCCCUUCAGCUGCGGCGUCGACGACGGGUUAUUUUUACGAUUGAGACGUGAAGUCCUUGUGACCAUUACUUCGAUUGCAACCUGGGAGUCUUUGGCUAACAUUUCCCGUCAGCCCGUUUUAUCUUUCCCUCGCGCCGUUUUGGAAUCCCCUUCCUUCUACCUCGAUGCAGUCUUCGAUAUGAGGAACCUGGCGCACUGCUUGCCAUGGGCUUUCGAGAUCCGACAUGGGGAGGGCAGUUUCUUGAUCGUCCAGAUACCACCCCUGUCGCGCAGCCUGCCGGUGCCGCUCGGGUGAACAGGGUUGCAUCUCUCCCCACCCUCCACGGCCAUGUCCGAACCCCACUGGGAUCUGAUCACAUAUCCUUGCCUUGCUUCACCAGCCAAUGGCAAAAUUGCCGCAUCUGUUUCAUUUCCGUGUCUUGGGCAUGCGACGCUUGGAAUUGCAGGGAAGAGAUGCGAUUGGGGCCGGGCACCAGGUCUUGGUUUCAGCCCAGCGUACGCAGGUGAGCGUGGGCACGUCAGCAGACCGGUCAUGAUCUUGCGGGCAAGGGGAUUUUGCCUUGCUGCUUCUGCCGAUGCUGGACAGUAACGGACCCAGGAGGGAGGUAUAAGGGGACGAUUGGGGCCCACAAGACCUUUCGGGCAUCUCACGUUGAUUCUUCCACAGCCUGCCCUUCCUCCUCCAGUUCCCUUCUUUCUCUCGUCCUUCAAAUCGCAUCUCUACCGCCGUGUUAUACCUCCAAAACUACCCCAAUUCCCACAAUAUGCUUCCUGCAUUUCAGAUAAAUAAUUUCAAGCCAUGGACCCCUCUUCCUGCGAAACCGUGUCCACCACACAGAACACUCAAUGCGUGCUUCCCACGAACUUCCAUUACCCCUAACCCUGAGCCCUCUCAUGUUCUACUUCCAGGCACUUUACCGCCUCCCAAACAUCACCUACCAGCGCGACCACCGGCCGAAGUCUGCGUGCAUGUCAGUGCCAACACCCAGCUGGAGUCAGAGACAUUCGGGCGUAGUACCGCGUCUCGACAGAGUUCUAUGCCCCAUGUUCCUGCUCCGGAUCUGAUCCGCCCCUGCUAUGCUCAGGACGAUACUAGAACCCCUACCGAGCCGCCUGGAUUCCAGGCAGAUGACGCAGCGCGUAAUGUCCCAUCUCCGAGUGCAUCUAGCUCGACCAAUAGUCUAGAGGACUUCUUCAGGAUGCCAGACUCGCCCCAAGACAACAUCCCCAUUGAUCCGGUGAUUCUUGCCAAUCUCGGGCCUUGGGAGAGUGACGACCUCCAGCUACAUGCCCCCCCAGCAGACGGCAUCACUAAUCCGGAGACAACCUGCCUGUAUCCUGAACCUCCAGCCAUCUUCAGCAGCCCAGCUAGCCGUUUUGAAGUGCCUGACGAAAGUGAUGGUAGUGAUAAUGGCGGUAUUCAGGGAACUUGUUAUGGCUGCCAACGAAUGCAACCUCCCUCGCCCGGCACCGGACCAGACCAGUCUUUCCCUGACAGCCAUGGGAAGCACCAGAUUAAGCGAAAAACACGAAAAUCAGACGGCGGAAUACGCAAGCCACCUCGAGUUCGCUCCACUUCAGCACCCAGGGAAGAUUCCUUCGCUGCCCUUCGGUCUCAGUUCACGUCUCUACCACUGGAUGACCGUUUGCAAUUUCUAUCCUGGCUCUUUGAAGGUGCAUUAUCUCACUGCAUGUCUGACACCUCACAAACAGCAUGUGAAGAAUUAAAGGCACGGGAAAGCCGUCGCUCAAGUCCCCGGUCCGAGAUCGACCAAAGUCGGAGUGUUUGCAAGAGUGUCCGAAAGAGCUCGAGAAAGGGUAUGCCAUGGUCCACGGAAGAGGUGGACCUCCUAGUGAAGCUGAGGAAGAACGAAGGUCGAUCAUGGUCAGAUGUGACGAGGGUAUUCUCGAAGCAGUAUCCAGGGAGAAGUCAGGGCGCGAUACAGGUUUACUGGUGUACGACUCUCAGCAAGAAAGCGAGUUGAGGCUUUUCAAAACCAAUCGUUUAUCUAAUUAUCUCCUGAUUAUGUACGGACUAGGGACAUGCGGGAAGCAUUCUUUUCAUCUUACAGUAUCCCUCGAUGUUUCAAACACCCCGUAGAAAUCACUGUCGGCUACUCGCUCCCAUUCUGAUUCGUUCGAGAAUAUUUCGCCCUAGUGGCACCUAUGCAGCGUACAACUAUAAAUACAUGGCUCCCCGUUCUUUGCUUUUAGAAAUUUAAGCCGCUCCUGUUAGAACUGCUUCCUUCUUCCACUCCAGCCACAUGCCCCAAUACUUUCUCGAGCUAUCCUGUGUCUCUGUACGUAUUAGAUCUUUCCUGAUUCUAGAUAAAUAUAUCUGGUCCUGAGAUACUUCCUGUCCUAAUCUAUGGACCCGGGAGGCUUAAUAUGUAUAACACAGGAAGAGAAUGCAUGAUGCCAGCUUCCUAG
Messenger RNA from Aspergillus calidoustus, 2691 nucleotides. The record is from the annotation of a GenBank genome assembly. Lineage: Eukaryota; Fungi; Ascomycota; Eurotiomycetes; Eurotiales; Aspergillaceae.